Molecule: messenger RNA, 3965 nt
Organism: Ahaetulla prasina
Lineage: Eukaryota; Metazoa; Chordata; Lepidosauria; Squamata; Colubridae
Gene: TIGAR
Product: TP53 induced glycolysis regulatory phosphatase
Exons: 7
Coding region: 143-982 (279 amino acids)
Biological process (GO): regulation of pentose-phosphate shunt; fructose 2,6-bisphosphate metabolic process; fructose 1,6-bisphosphate metabolic process
Cellular component (GO): cytosol
Molecular function (GO): fructose-2,6-bisphosphate 2-phosphatase activity
Source: RefSeq, a predicted model, not a curated record
CGCGCCGGCAUGACGUCAUUCGUGCGGGCGGCAUCGACAAAGAGGGAAAGUAUGGUCGCCUUCGGUUUAACGGUCAUCCGGCAUGACGUGCAUCCCUGCGAUCAAGUCAGGGUUAAGGAGUCAUUGGUAGAUCCCUGGAGCGAUGCCUGGGCCUCAAGAGAGGGCAGGGAACAUGCGCCAGUGCCUCUUCGUUACACAUGGACAAACGAGAUACAACAAAGAGAAGAUAAUGCAAGGUCAGGGUUUGGAUGAGCCUCUCACAGACACUGGGUUCAAGCAAGCCAAUGCAGCUGGGAUGUAUCUCCGUCAUAUCAGAUUUACUCACGUCUUCACCAGUGACCUGAUUCGGGCAAAGCAGACCACGGCUUCAAUUCUUAUGAAUAGCCAGCACUGCAGAGAGAUUCCUGUAAAAUGUGAUGCCCGCCUUCGAGAACGGAAAUACGGAGUAGCGGAAGGGAGGCCUCUCAGCGAUCUUAAGGCCAUGGCCAAGGAAGCUGGGGAGCCAUAUCUCUCUUUUACCCCUCCUGGAGGAGAAACCCUGGAUGAAGUGAAAGCCCGCGUCAAGGAUUUCUUCGGAUACCUUUGCAAUCUGGUUGCCCAGGAGGCAUGUCUAGAAAAACAAGUUUCGCCGGGCGCAGAAGCAAAUACAGAAAUGGCAGAAGGAAGUCCUGCCACUUCGUUGCCAAACCACCACGGUGGACCGGAUUCUAAUUCCGAAGGAGUUGCGUCAGGACUGGCAGCCAACAUCCUAGUUGUGAGUCAUGGGGCAUACAUGAGAAACUGGAUUGGCUAUUUCAUUUCAGACCUGCAGUGUAGUUUGCCAGCCACGGUGACAAAGGCCGAUUUGUCCUCGGUUACUCCCAAUACUGGGAUUAGCCGCUUCAUUGUAAAACUGGAAAUGAGGGAUAGCCUCCUUCCGCCUCAGAUCCGCUGCCUUUUUCUCAAUAGAAGCGAUCACUUACGUGACAUGAGUGACAGCUGAGCGCACGCAGCUGUACAACGUUUAACCCAGAAGGAAAUUAUUUAUGCCCCGCGUGGAAUCGCAUUAUUGCCUUUUUUUUUUUUCCAAUUAUGUUUGAAAACGUAGCAUGUCGGAAAGAAUUUUUCCGCUAAGGAAUUUAAACUUUUGUUUUGCUUCUCCGUCUUUCUUGACCCUUGUUGAAGGAAAAAAAAAAAAAAAAAGAACACAGCAUUGGCUGGUGGAAAAGGUGAUAUUCUGGAGAAGUUUCUGGAACCGAUUGCUGUUGUAAACGCUUUCCUGGAGCCAUUAAGGAAAGGGCAGAAUUUGAAUAAUACUGCAGUAUAAAUUAACAGGUGAAUCUUACGAUCAGUGUUCCCCCAGCCUUUCCGCCUCUAUGGACCGGCGCUGAAACAGUGGCAGCAGCAGUGUGGGGAGGAGAGGGGAUGGUUUGGGGCGUGCAUGUGCCGCUUUCGCAAAUGCAGCUGUGCGCAAAACUAUCCCCUCUUCCCCCCUACCAUUGUUUCCACCGGUCCAGAAAGGUUGGGGUUUUUACAAAUGCAGUUGUGCGCAUGACCGCACACAUGUAUUCGCCCACCCCUUCCGCGGCCUGGUUCCAAACGGGCCACGGACCACCACCAAGCCGUGGACCGGGAGUUGGGAGGCCCCUGUUUUAGACGAUUUAAUCAGGAUCAGACCGUGAGUGAGAGCGUAAUCUAGCUUCCCUUUUUAAGAGCAGGCCUCUAAAAGAGUGGAAUCCCUCUGCUGGAUGGAAUGUAGUAUGGGAUGAUCCCAGCAGAAAGUUUAGACACAGAGUAACUCUGCCUAAGAAACAAACAAAAAAAAUUCCCUAUCUUUUGUUUUAAUAGUUUUAAAUAAUUUGGACAACUUAGCAUCCUUUAGCUCUGUAGAGAUUCUCAGUCAUCCAGGUUGUGGUUGUCCCAAAGGUGCUUUUUUCAGGAGGCAACUGGACUUUCUUGUCCUUUCUUUUGAAGACAUUUCGCUUCUCAUCCAAGAAGCUUCUCCAGUUCUGACUGGAUGGUGGAGAACGGAAGGAAUUUAUAUUCCUUGCAGACAGCUGGUCAUUUGCAUCCUUUUAAAGGGCCCUUGGAGCACCUGGAGAUUUAUUUGUGUCCUCCAAGUGGUGUCAACAACUCUAAAAGGAUGCAAAUGACCAGCUGUCUGGAAGUAAUAUAAAUCCUUCCAUUCCCCACGGUCCUGUCGGAGCUGAAGAAGAUUCUUGGAUGAGAAGUAAAACUUCAAAGAAAAAGGCAAGGCAGUCCAGUUGCCUCCUGAAAAAAAGCACCUUUAGAAUCCCUUAGUAACUGUUUUAAUACCAAAAAAACCAGAAAACAAAACCAGAUCUGAUCCUGCAGAAAACUCCUGUCCCAGUCCAAUUGUGUGCUGUCCAGUGAUGAAAUCCCCCGCGGGUUGCCACUAGUUUGCUGCCUAUGCAUGCACGGUGUGUGGCAAACGCGUGCUGCAUGCAAGGGCAGUGCACACCAAAUGCACGUUGCGCACGUGCAUGCACAGUGCAUGCCAAACGCACAGAAUGCGCAGUGCGCACCAAACGCAACAACGAGGGGGGAAAACAGCUGUGCCGCAUGAUUUAGAUUUGCUAGAAAGCAGGAUUUCCUUACAUUAGCGAAUGUAAAUCGCGCGGCACAGCUGAUCGUCGGAAAUACCGGUUCACGUGAACCGGUAGCUUUUUUUUUUUUUAACUACCGGUUUGCCCAAACUGGUAGCUUUUGUUACUACCAGUUCACGCGAACCGGUAGCAUUUCACUCCUGCUGUUGUCCUAACAGGAUUCAAGCUUGCUUUAGGAGAAUUUGCACAAGGGAGCUCCCUAGUGGAAUUUGCCUUAUGAUUAUCCCUGGGAAUAAUCAUGCAAUAUAUAUAUAUUGAAAGAAAAUAUACACACACACACACAUAUAUAUAUAUAUUUAGUAGGACUAAAUUCAGCCAGAAAUCAUAUAUAUAUAUAUAUAUGAUUUUUCUUCUGGAAAAAAUAAAAAAUGCUACCGAGCCAAACCAUAUUUUUAUUGUAUAAGCAAGAUGAAGUUGGACCUUCCAUGUUAUUUUUGGCAACAUAUUCCAAAAACCAUCAGAGAAUUGAGGGGCUGGCGAUGGUUCUUAAACCCCUACUCUGUGGUCGCUACUGAGAAUUAAAAUAAUGGUGCACUGUUGUUGUUGUUGCUUUGUCACCUCGCGUUGGCCAGUAAAGCUGUCGCUCUAAUGUGAAUUAUUCCGAUGCAUUCUCAUACUUGUGGGCAUUAGACUUGGGUUGUUAUGAUUCUGUUCUGAGACCCAGUCCUUUAUUCAUGGAGGUAUGUUAGGACAUUUCUCUGUAACACGGAGACCAAACGCAUGAGUCUUUAUGCUGCAUACUAACGCUCAGAAAUUGGUUUAUGGCUACUAUGGUUUAGAUGUUCUUAUCCCCCACAUGCCAAAGACGAGGAAGACGUAAAACUUCACCGAGUUGUAUUUGUGGAAAGUGCAAUUAGGUCAGCCAAGUUCUUCUUCUACACUUCCUUUCCUGGAUGGCAUUAAAAGAGCCAGUGGCCUCACCUCUUUGGAAGAAAGGUCUUGAGAUAUGCCAGAAGGAGCAUCAUGCCUUGACAUUCAAAAUCUAGCUUUUCCUAGAUAGAAAUUCUAUACCUCCAGACAUCCUCGCCUUGCAUGCGCUGUUGACUCUUAAAUUUCAGAGAUGCAGGAACCGAGGUCUUGUCUUGUUUUUUUCCCCGAAUGUGUAUUUAAGACGCAUAAUUUUCCAUCAGUUGGUUUUCUUUGUGUUUGACCUCAAGCCCACGGCCCAAACAUUUAGCCCUUUGUUAAAUUAUCAACUGCUCCGUAUUUUAAUGUAUGCGAAACACUUGCCGUGUUUAUAUUUAUUGAACCUUCAGCCUGUUGUUUUUUGUUACUCCUUCUGAUAAUGUUACUUUCGAGAUCAUUAAAAUAUACACCUUUUAAGUGAACCGCACAGUCUGGUUUGUGGGGUUUUUUUUG